GGAAAAACUUGACUGAUUAGAAAAUCACAAUUCAGCUCGUUCAUUUUUUAGCGUUUCAUGGCACAUGUUCACUUUAUAAAAUGUCUUUCCAUCCUCCACCUUCCACCUAUCACCCUCAUGAAGGAAAAUAAUACCCUGGCCUUUGGUGUCAUGCGGCUGUUUAUGUGACCUUGAGGACGUCCAUAUGUCACAAUGGACAGUGAGUUAUUCCUUCACACUAAGCGUUAGCAGAUGCCAGGCUAGCCCACGGGGCUACCAGAUGAACGAGACCCAGCCCUGCACGUUCGUAAACAAGAUGGCCACAUAAACAUAACUGUAAAGCAAGUGCUUUUGUGGACAAGCUGUCUCUCAUGGGCCCAAACUGAAUGGUGGAAAUACACGAACUCCUCAAACUGGCUUCCAGGGCAGGCCUGUCUGUCCUCAAGGCCACCACUAAGGCCACUGUCCAUCCAACGAAUGGAGGCCCUGAGCAGGCACCCUUCCCUGGGGACUGUCCACAGAACAAUUGCCGAGCAGAACGGUGUCCCUCUUCUCUGGUUUCUGUCUUUGGGAAUCUGGCUCCUUUUUGGGAUUCCAUCCUGUAGGUCAAGUGCUGCCGCCCUCACCAAGCAAACCGGAAACAAGCAGAGAUCUUCCCUGGAGGCUACACCAGGAAGUCGGGAAUAAAAUCCCAGCACAAUGCUCCUCACCGGGGCCACCGAUCCAACUGAAGAUGAGACGGCGGACAAGCCUCCCAGGUGUUCACUGCCAGAAUUUUAUGCAUUUCUUGAGAAUUUUAAUAAGGAGAGCAAGAAAUCGAGUCUCCGAAAAACUCACGGUAUUUCACCUAGUGAGGCACAGGAAAUGCUUAGUCAAAACCUCAAUGCCAUGUCAUUCACCAGUGGAGCUGAUGUGAGGGAUGAAGACCCCCGGCCCAUUUUCACGUGCAAGGUGGUUAGAAAAGAAAAGGAGCAACCAGAAUCGAUGACCGGACUGCUGUACCGAAGCUUGUUGACCAGCUCAACCUCUCCGGGGAAGGGACUCUCCAGAUCCCAACAGAGGCUCUUGCGGCGUGGGAUUCCUCCCCCUGCACACACUUUUCCUCACGAGAUUCUUAUCAAUCACUCCAGCUCCUCGUCACUGUUCCCCACACAGAAGACUCAGAGAAUUAACAUAUUACACGGGCUGGGCAUUUCCAGGAUCAUGCCGGAAAAUUUCACCUUUGAGCACAAAAUUGCUAAGUACUUCUUAGUUGAUCCAGAAAAACAAUUCAUGGAUCUAAGGGAUCUGGAGUGGCGGUAUUACAAGGGGAUCGUGAAGUGCAAGCACGGUACUUCAGAUUCAUUCAUAAAUAUAAGAUACAACAGUGAGAAGAGAUUUGUGGAGAGCCAGCAGAUGCCUGGUGUUAUUUCCCCCCCUCUAGUUUAUAGGUCUUUAGUCAUUUAUCCUCAGGUUGAUUAUCCAGAAAGUACAACUUCCUCUUAAAUAAAACAUGGAGCUUAUUAAAAUAUCUUGGAUGUAGAUUUUGCUUUUGACAGCAUUGAACUUAUACAUGAAAAGUAAAGAAGCAGAGGGGAGGAGCCAUGGAACAUGAGAACUGGAUCCAUACAAUAUUCAUGGAGGGUCCAAAAUCAAGCCAUUAAUACGGAGAAAAAAAAUUCGAAUUGAUCUGCUUGGGUAAGACCAGGUUUGGACUCGUGAAACCCAUCUGGACCAAGGCUGAGGCAAAUCUGGAUCAUGUGAAAGGUAAGGAUACCGAGGAAGAAGAACUACCAAGUAAGAAUACCUCUUUAAAAAAUAAGCACACGAAGAAGUAUAUUAUCAUAAAACUAGUUGGUAAAUUUAACAAAUGGAAGAAUUAACCCCUGAGGAUAUAGAGAUCAAUCUGCGAACUUAACAAUAAUAUGUUAACUACUCAAAGACAUGAGGAAGGAAGUAGCAUUUAUGAAAUAAAAACAGGAAGAUUUGAAAAAAACAAUUUGGAAAUCCUGAAAGUGAAAAAUC
Panthera uncia (snow leopard) is the source of this 1983-nucleotide messenger RNA. RefSeq names its product chromosome D4 C9orf153 homolog (gene CD4H9orf153). The coding region runs from base 679 to 1464 and encodes 261 amino acids. The record is from RefSeq and is a predicted model, not a curated record. The transcript has 6 exons. Lineage: Eukaryota; Metazoa; Chordata; Mammalia; Carnivora; Felidae.